Lactuca virosa is the source of this 330-nucleotide messenger RNA. The record is from the annotation of a GenBank genome assembly. NCBI's taxonomy places the organism in Eukaryota, Viridiplantae, Streptophyta, Magnoliopsida, Asterales, Asteraceae.
AUGGAUGAGCCUGAUGUUGAUGAAGGUGAAGCUGACUUUCUAAAUGAUGUUCUAAAUGAUAAAGGUGAAGGUGUUGAAAAUCAAGAUGAUGGUGAUGCGAUUGAAGGUGAAUGUGAAGGUAUUAAUGAUGAGAAUGUGGUUGCUGAUGAUGUUCUAAAUAAUGAGGUUGCUGAUGAUGAGAAUGAGGCUGAUGAUGAAUGCCAUUUGAUAUUGCCUAAGAAAAGGAAAAGAAAGCCAUCAGAGAGGAUCACUAAACUAAAGCUUAAAAAGGCAGUUUUUGAUAAAGAUGGGGGUGGUUCCACAUGUUCAAAUCCAGUGAAUCUGGAGUAG